Molecule: messenger RNA, 3863 nt
Organism: Lacerta agilis (Sand lizard)
Lineage: Eukaryota; Metazoa; Chordata; Lepidosauria; Squamata; Lacertidae
Gene: KCNN4
Product: potassium calcium-activated channel subfamily N member 4
Exons: 9
Coding region: 491-1789 (432 amino acids)
Biological process (GO): potassium ion transmembrane transport
Cellular component (GO): neuronal cell body; plasma membrane; neuron projection
Molecular function (GO): small conductance calcium-activated potassium channel activity; intermediate conductance calcium-activated potassium channel activity; calmodulin binding
Source: RefSeq, a predicted model, not a curated record
GAGACCGGCCCGCCGGCGACUUGCCCAGUUCCUCCGCCGCUCUCUGGGGCUGCCUCCACUCUCCACCCUCUUCCUUUCCCGGAUCGCUGCCUCCGGCUCCGCGCGCUUGGAGAACUUCGCCGCGCGCUCUUUCUCCUUCUGGUCUCCUUCCUUCCAUUUUAUUUUAUUUAUUUUUUUAAACCCCCGCUCUUCACUUUCUCUUUCUUCUCCGGACCUUCCAGCUCGCCUUCCUUCUCGUUCUCGCUUUCCCCACGCGUCGCUCGUGCUUUGUUUUCUUUUUUGUUUCUUCCACCCUCUUCCUUUCCUGGCUACCCCGGAGCGCCAGCAGGUGCCACCGCCCCAUAAUACCCCUACCGCCCCCCCCUCUUUCGCUCUGGCUGCCUGUUGGCUGCUCAAGAGGCAGGGAUGGGGGGCUGCCCAGGGGGUCUUCAGCCCCUGCCUCCCAACUCCGGCGGCCAAGCGCUCGUCCGUCCCCGGCUGCGCGCAAGAGAUGCAGAGCAAGGAAGACCCGGCGGAGACCACGGUGCUGCCCAUCCCUGGAGAGCCCGGCGACAACCUGCGGCGCCUCCGAGGCAGGAAAGUUUUGCUGGGGGAAGAGAAGAAGCUGGCCGGGUGGGCGCUGGGCAUAGCCCUGCUCGGCAUCAUCCUGAUGAUUUUGCACACCGAACUGGCUUGGUUUGGACGCUGUCAGUGGUUUGCAUACUCCUUCAUGGUGAAGUGCCUCAUCACCCUCUCCACAGCUGGGCUGCUGAUCACGAUCCUGGCUUUUCACAUCAAAGAGAUCCAGCUGUUCAUGAUGGACAACUCAUUGACUGACUGGCGGAUUGCUGUCAGUUGCCGGAAGCUGGCGUUUAUAAUGCUGGAGCUGCUGGUCUGCUCUCUCCACCCCUUGCCCACCGGAGACUUUGCCUGCUUGGAGCCCCAGCCCACACAGGCCUUCCUGUUCCUCUCCGAGGUCGACAUGCUGCUGUCGCUGCUUAUGUUCCUCCGCCUCUACCUGGUGACGCGGGCGGCGCUUCUGCAGAGCAGCGUUCUGGGAGACGCCUCGUACCGCAGCAUUGGGUCCCUCAACAAGAUCCACUUCCAGUACCCCUUCGUGCUACGGGUGAUGGUGAACAGCCAGCCGGGGAGGGUGCUGCUCAUCUUCACGAUGGGACUCUGGUUCAUUGCCUUCUGGGUGCUGUCUGUCUGCGAACGGGAGCAUAUGGAUAACGACUACCUGUAUAGCACUUUCUGGCUGAUCCCCAUCACUUUCCUAACCAUCGGCUACGGAGAUGUUGUUCCAGUGACUGUGUGCGGAAAAGUCGUGUGCGUGUUCACCGGUGUUAUGGGAGUGGGCUGCACAGCCCUCUUGGUGGCUGUUGCUGCUGAUAAGCUGGAAUUCAGCAGGGCUGAAAAACACGUACAUAACUUCAUGAUGGACAUUCAAUGUGCCAAAGAGAUGAAGUGGUCGGCCGCCAACGUGCUGCAGGAGGCUUGGAUGCUGCACAAACACACCAAGAGGAAGGAUGGCCUAAGGACACGCAAACAUCACCGAAGGCUGCUGGCAGCUAUCCAUAUGUUCCGACACGUGAGGAUGAAGCACAGGAAGAUCCGAGAUCAAGUGAAUGCCAUGAUGGAUGUCUCUAAGAUGCAGAUGAUCAUGUGCGACCUCAGUUCCAGUCUCAGCAGCUCGCACCGGGAGCUGGAGAGGCGGAUCGAGUCCCUGGACAGGAAACUGGACGAGAUGACGAGGCUUCUCUCGGGACUCGUGGACUCCAAGCAGCGGCAGGAACAGCGGGCACUGUAAACGCCAACUGCAGUUUGGUGGCUAAAGAGAUGGUUUUGAUCAUCCCGCUGAAGCCUCCAUAGACAGAACUUUUAAACGCCUCCUGCCUUUCUUAAUGGGCAUCAGGCAGUGUGUCGGGAACACACGGGACUACACCGCCACCUUGUGGUGGAGGAGAACCACUACAGGCAUUUUGAAAAGCCGACCCAUCACAUCACCAGACAAAAGAAAAGGUGCGAGGAGCAGCUUUCGGAACUUUGCUCUCUGCAGAAAAGACUUCUCAAACCUCUGAAUGGAUUUUGCAAAGGUGGUUGUGUCUUGCAAGAGGGACUCUGGAUGCAAAAUCAAAAGACAGGACAUCCACUCCUCUAGCAGGCUUCUGAGCUGUGGGGUGGGGGUGGGGAAAUAAACCAAGAAGACAGGAUACAGGAAUAAGCGUGCUAGAAAACUGUGCAAAGUCGUUGCCCUUUUUUGCUUUGGCAAGACAGUUUUUUCAUCCUGGGCAGGAAUGCAAUUUUCAGGAAGCAAUUGCUAACUGGCUGCACAGGAUCUCCUGAGAUGGGUGGGGUAGGACCCCACACCCUCAAAGUUCAGGCUUGCAUAUAAUGAUGAUUUUGGUCACCUAGAGAGUAACAGUUGCUGCAGGCGAGGAAGCUUGUGUGUGUCUGUACUGGGGGUAGGUUUAUCAUUUAAGGUGGUUGAUGCUACACCAGUGACUUAACCUAAGCUAGGGCUAAGCAGGCAGGCUUCUGACAGUGUGCAGAUACUUGCCAGCCUGCUCUUGACAUUUACUAUGCAUCUGGAACAAAUGUGCCUUAAGACAACACUGCAGAAAAACAACUGCUGGCAAGGAGACCCUGAUCAGGAGCUCCAGAGGCAAGCAAGAGCCAUCGUUUUAGAGCAUACCCUAAGGGUACCUUCAGUACGUUUAAAAAAAUUAUGUUAGGCACAGAGGGCAGAAAGAUGCCUUGUUUGUGCCAUGGACUCUGGAGGCAGGCAAAGUAGAUGAAAGGUUGGAUGGAUGCAGUAGUCCAACUUGAGACGAAGAGUGAAGUUCUCAAAGGGCUGCUUAGGCUAGCUGUUCAGUGAGAGCUUGUAGGAGUCUCCCAAGUGUGGGGAAGCCUCAGUAAUCAGCCGCUAAACAUCCUUUGUCUGGCCAGAGGGGAAACUUUGGAAGUCAACAUCUAGUGGGGUAAGAGCUGCUUAGCUCUCGGUCUUCAGGUCAACAUUGAAAUGCAGAGAGACAGGCUUUCUUUUUCCAAGGUGUGCGGACAGGAGAAUCACAAUUUGCACUCAGGUCCUGGUUUCAGGCUUCCCACAGGUAUCUGGCUGGUCACCAGGAGAACAGGAUGCUUGUCUAGAUGGGCUUUAUCCACAGCAGGCUUUUCUUAUGUUCUUAGGGGAUCAGCUUUUAGAAGCCAUACUUUUGUGGAGAGCCGACUGCCAUCGUUUCCUUCCUUUCUGCAAAAGUUUGUGAAGCACAUAAAACUGGAGGUACAGAUUCCUACCUCUCCCCUAAGGCAAGAACUUCCUAUUUGGAUUGCUUUUGGUCUCUCAGGUGAGAGAUAACGGAAGCCGGCGGUGUAUGUAAAGGCGGCACUCUCCUUUAUAGUAUUUUCUUCUCUCCUUUUUUCUUUAGAGGGGAGGAAGGAAUAGACGAAGUGACAUUGCCCUGUCUGUGGUUUCUAUCGCCUCUCGUGAGAACCUGCUGCUUGGUCUGAAUGCUCACCUAGGGGGUGUCCAUAUUACUCCUUGCUUGUCAGUACAUUUGUCUGGCUCUCAUAGCGCAGACGUGCGAGGAUGUGAGACUGAAUUAUGGCAGCGAUUGUGGAGUGUGAUUGGAGGGCGUGCUAGAAUAGUAAAUUUGAGUGCAUUGGAGCAUUGAUGUGUGCUGACUAUGGAGGACGGGUGUGUGAGCGAAACUGAACUGCCUCUGAAUUUUUAGUUGUAGUUAAUUAAGUUGUGCAAAUUGCUGAAUAGGGAGCUGGGCAUUUAAUUGGAUUAAUUCAUUUAAUGGGAUGGGUGAUUGAUGUAUGGUGUUGGUGAAGAAUGAGUUGAUUUUCUUUUGCUUCAUUGCGAAUCAGAUUUGUUUUUU